AUGGUGUUUACAUGUCCUGUGGUCGCCGUGAGCGAGCCUACUGCAACUCAGAGCGCGAUCUACAGGCGCCAGACAUCCGCGGAGGGCUUUCCGACGUUGGACGGCAUCGAGACGCUCUAUGAGUCGUUCGAGAAGAGCGUCACCCAGCACAAAGGCCUGCCUGCGCUCGGCUGGCGCGAACUCGACAAGGCUACCGGAAAUGUCGGUGAUUUCCAGUGGAUGACAUAUGGGGAGGCAGCAGAGCGCGUGGCGCACAUCGCUUCGGCCCUCGCUCAGCUGGGGAUUGUGGCGCAGGACCGUGUGGGGGUGUAUGGCGCCAACUGUCCCGAGUGGAUGAUCGCCAUGCAGGCGUGCAACCGGAUGUCGUACGAGUGCGUCCCGCUCUACGACUCUCUGGGCGACAACGCGAUCGAGUUUGUGGUGCGGCACAGCGAGAUGGUGGCGGUGGUGGUGGCGGCGGGCAAGCUGGCCAAGCUGGCAAAGGGCCUAGAGGAUCUGCAGGCGAGCGGUGAGGGCCGCGUGAAGAGUGUUGUGCACUGGGGAGAGGGCGCCGACGCGGCCGCCAUCAAGUCGCUCGAGUCCAAGGGGUUCAAGGUGCUGAGCUGGGGGGAUGCCCUGGACGCCGGCGCCGCGUCACCGGCCGAGCCGGUGCCGCCGUCGCCUGAUGACUACUGCACCAUCAUGUACACCAGCGGCACGACGGGCGACCCCAAGGGCGUGCUGAUCAAGCACAGCGCUGUGGUGGCGGCGGUGGCAAACGUCAUCUACUACUGCAAGGAGAUUGAUUACGAGGUCGGGCCCGGGGACAGCCUGCUGUCAUACCUGCCGCUGGCGCACAUCUUUGACAGGGUGGCGGAGGAGCUGGUGCUGCACGUCGGCGGCCGCGUCGGCUACUGGCAGAACGACACCACAAAGCUGAUCGACGACAUCGGCGCCCUCAAGCCCACCAUCUUCAUCGGGGUGCCGCGCAUCUUCGACCGGAUCCACGCCGCAGUCACGGGGCAGAUCAAGAAGGCCAGCCCGAUCAAGAAGUUCCUGUUCCACUGGGGCUUUGCGCGCAAGAGGUUCUUCCUGCAGAGCGCCUUCAGCCAGGAGGGGGCAGCCCCAUUCUUCGACAAGCUGGUGUUCAGCAAGGUCAAGAAGCGCCUGGGCGGGCACGUGAAGGUCAUCAUCAGCGGCGGCGCCCCCCUGGCGCCCCACGUCGAGGAGUUCCUGCGCGUCGCCAUGUGCGCCCCCGUGGUGCAGGGCUACGGGCUCACAGAGUGCUGCGCGGGCGCGUCCAUCGCUAUCGCGGACAACUGGGAGCAGUUUGCGACAAACGGCCCGCCGCUGCCCUGCAUCGAGAUCCGGUUCGAGAGCGUGCCCGAGAUGGGCUAUGACGCCACAGACAAGGCGGCGCCCGCGGGUGAGGUGCUGCUGCGGGGCCCCUGCCUGUUCAGCGGCUACUUCAAGCAGCAGGACAAGACCGAGGAGGUCGUGGACUCUGACGGCUGGUUCCAUACGGGGGACAUUGGGACGCUGACGUCAUCGGGCGCCCUCAAGAUCAUCGACCGCAAGAAGAACAUCUUCAAGCUCAGUCAGGGGGAGUACAUCGCUGUGGAGAAGCUGGAGACGACGUACAGCAAGGCGCCCCCCGCAGAGCAGGCAAGCGCGGCCUCAAGCGCGCGCGCUGUGUGGGUGUAUGGCGACUCCUUCCAGUCAAAGCUGGUGGCUGUGGUGGUGCCCAAGCAGCACGCGCUCCAGGACUGGGCCAAAGCACAGGGCAAGGAGGUCGUGGCCGAAAUACCAUCAACGCACGUCGAGCCAGUCACGUCGUUUGAGGAGCUCUGCCGGGACCCUGAGGCCGCGGACUGGGUGCUGAAGCAGCUGGCAGCCGCGGGCAAGGCGGACCGGCUCAAGGGCUUCGAGCGCAUUGCAGCGGUACACCUCGACUCGGAGCCGUUUGGCAUUGAGAACGACCUGCUGACUCCGACCUUCAAGCUCAAGCGCGCGGCUCUCAAGAAGCACUACCAGGCGGACAUCGACCGGCUGUACGCAGACCUGAAUGCAGCCGCCGCAGCUGCACCCGCGGGCCCGUGA
This is a messenger RNA of Monoraphidium neglectum, 2079 nucleotides long. RefSeq lists its product as hypothetical. Lineage: Eukaryota; Viridiplantae; Chlorophyta; Chlorophyceae; Sphaeropleales; Selenastraceae. The record is from RefSeq and is a predicted model, not a curated record. Bases 1 to 2079 code for a protein of 692 amino acids. The transcript has 21 exons. Gene Ontology annotation, cellular component: endoplasmic reticulum; membrane. Gene Ontology annotation, molecular function: long-chain fatty acid-CoA ligase activity. Gene Ontology annotation, biological process: fatty acid metabolic process.